This is a messenger RNA of Fundulus heteroclitus (mummichog), 2625 nucleotides long. RefSeq names its product gastrula zinc finger protein XlCGF26.1. Gene Ontology annotation, biological process: regulation of immune system process; negative regulation of transcription by RNA polymerase II; regulation of cytokine production. The record is from RefSeq and is a predicted model, not a curated record. The transcript has 2 exons. The coding region runs from base 631 to 2526 and encodes 631 amino acids. NCBI's taxonomy places the organism in Eukaryota, Metazoa, Chordata, Actinopteri, Cyprinodontiformes, Fundulidae.
UACCAAUAUGGCGGCUGGUGGCUUCACAGGGACUCGUUCUAACAGCGAGCUAUUAGCAGUCCAGUGUAUAAUACAGAUCAGUGGUUCUGAGGCCGCGACACGUUUUGACGGGAAUUAUCAGGCAGGGAGUCCGCAGCAAAACACCGACCAAAGCGCGGAUGAUUCCGGCAGUGAUUGCGAAGAAGAACGGGUUAACGACAGAGGCAGCGGAGAGCCGGUGGGUUUAUUCUCACACAGCCAACAAGAAAAGACCUGGUAGCGACGAAGCUUUCUCGAUUAGCCAGACAAUGUUUCAUGUUAAACUUGCAGCGUGUCAGUGGCUGUAAAGCGUAUAACGCUGCAUAACAGGCACCCUGCAUGCUGUAACGCUGCGCCUUGGAGGCGUGGGAUCAGCUGGCAUGGAAGAGGCCGACCAGGAUCCAUGUGGAAGCCAUACCAGCCGCUCUUCAAGAUCUUCUAAACCACAAUCCCCAGAAGGAGAAGGAUCUCACUGGCCAGCAUUUCUGCAACCAGGAAAGGGACCUCUUGUUGGACCAAGAAGAACCAGAACAUUAGCAGGUGAAAGAGAACAAUGAAGAUUUAGAACCUCAGCUUUUCAUUGAAAAUAAGGACAAAAAAGAACCUCACCAGAUGACACACCAUCACAGAGAACCAAAACCUCUUCCUAUGAGAGAACCUUGUCAAAUAAAGGAAGAACUUCCACAGAUAAAGUAUGUACAGAAGGAACUCUGCAUCAGCCUAGAGAAAGAGCAGCUUGAACUGCAGCAGGUGACUGAUACCUCAACUGUAUGUCCUCCUUAUUUAGAAAGAGAGCACCAAAAACCAAAACCACUGCCUAUGAAAGAGGAUCAGGGGGAACCACAACCUCACCAAAUAAAGGAAGAACCUCCACCGAUAAAAGGAGGGCAAGAAAAAUUCUGCAUCAGUCUAGAGGAAGAGCAGCUUGAACGACAGCAAGAGACUAAUACAUCUGUAUAUCUUUCUUAUGAAGAAAGAGAACUAGAACCAAAUACAAACCAACUCCCCAUCUGUAAUUCAUCUAAAAACCAGGAAAGGAGUGAUCACGAAGACUCAGCAUCAAGUGAAAAUGAACUGAAACAUAAUAGGAGGUCUCAGAAAACAAAUGGUAACAGUGGCCAGGUCGACAUUCCAAAAGUUAAAAGACUAAAACAAACAACCAUUAAUGAAAAAACAUGUCCUUGUAAACUGUGUGGUAAUAUUCUAGUUAAAAAGUUUUUAAAAACACACAUGAGAACACACACAGGUGAGAAGCCCUUCCCUUGUUUGACUUGUGGAAAAAGUUUCAGUAUAAAACAAACUCUAUUUAAGCACAUAAGAACUCACACAGGUGAAAAACCCUUCUCAUGUUUGACUUGUGGAAAAAGUUUCAGUCUUAAAAAAAAUCUUUCUGACCACAGGAGAAUUCAUACAGGUGAGAAGCCCUUCUCAUGUUUGACUUGUGGAAAAGGUUUCAGUGUAAAACAAACUCUAUUCCGGCACAUAAGAACACACACAGGUGAGAAGCCCUUCUCAUGUUUGACUUGUGGAAAAGGUUUCAGUCUAAGACCAGCUUUAUCUAAGCACAUAAGAACUCACACAGGUGAGAAGCCAUUUCCAUGUUCCGCUUGUGGAAAAAGUUUCAGUCUACAACAAUCUCUAUCUCAGCACAAAAAAAUUCACACAGGUGAGAAGGCCUUUCCAUGUUUGACUUGUGGAAAACGUUUCUGUAUAAAACAAAAUCUGUCCCGGCACAUGAGAACUCACACAGGCGAGAAGCCCUUCCCAUGUUUGUCCUGUGGAAAAAGUUUCAGUCUAAAACAAAAUCUAUCUCAGCACAUACGAACUCACACAGGUGAAAAGCCCUUCCCAUGUUUGACUUGUGGAAAAAGUUUCAGUUUAAAACAAAGUAUGUCAAUGCACUUAAGAACUCACACAGGUGAGAAGCCCUUCUCAUGUUUGAACUGUGGAAAAAGUUUUAGCUGUAGAGGCUCUUUAACUCAGCACAUAAGAACUCACACAGAUGAGAAACCCUUCUCAUGUAUGACUUGUGGGAAAAGUUUCAUUCUAAAAAAAGCUCUAAUUCAGCACAUAAAAACUCACACAGGUGAGAAGCCUUUCACAUGUACGGUCUGUGGAAAAAGCUUCUGUGCCAAACAAACUCUAUCUGACCACAUCAGAACUCACACAGGAGAGAAGCCCUUCUCAUGUAUGACCUGUGGAAAAAGUUUCAGCAGAAAAUGUGCUUUAUGUCAGCACAUAAGAACUCACACAGGUGAGAAGCCUUUCCCGUGUUUGACUUGUGGAAAAAGUUUCAGUCAAAAAAAAAAUCUCUCCCAGCACAUGAGAACUCACACAGGCGAGAAACCCUUCUCAUGUUUGACUUGUGGAAAAAGUUUCAGUCAAAAAAGAAAUCUAACUCAACACAUAAGAACUCACACUGGUGAGAAGCCCUUCUCAUGUUUGACUUGUGGAAAAAGUUUCAUUCUAAAACAAGCUCUAUCUCGGCACAUAACAACUCACACGUGAGAAACCUUUCACUUGUUCGGUCUGUGAAAAAGGUUUAUGUGAAAAACAAACUCUAUCUGCCCACAUGAGAUCUCAUACAGGUGACAAGCCCUUCUUAUG